GCCUUGACGAUACCGGUCUCAAUUAGAUUGCAUUCAUGGAAGAAGUGCACCCGUCGGUGAUGAUUUCCUCCGCGGAAGCAGUCGUAUAAAUACAGUUAUUUCGAUCAGUGAUCAUCAGUCAGGAUCUAUUCGUCCAGCAGACAACAAUCUCUAGCAAAAUGAAAUUCGUAGUUUUGGCCCUCGCUUUGAUUGGAACCGCCUCAGCCGGUCUUGUCGCCCCAUUGGGUCAUGGAUACUCCGGAUUGGGAUGGGGACAUUCAGGUCUCGCCACUCCAGUUGUUGCUUCAGUUGCUCCAGCGAUUAGUUCCUACUCAGCUCAUGCUGUAUCUGCUCCAAUUGUUGCUUCAGUAGCUCCAGCCAUCAGCACCUACUCAGCUCAUGCUGUAUCCGCUCCAGUUGUUGCUUCAGUAGCUCCAGUCAUCUCUUCAUACCAUGCUGCUCCAGCUCUUGUUGCUGCUCCAGCUCUCACUGCCCACGCUGUAGCUACUCCAAUCAUCUCUGCUCACAGCGCUCUUACUAGUCCAGUCAUUGGCCAUGGUUGGGGACAUGAUCUCGUCGGUCUUGACCUCUGGAAAAAGAAGAAGGCUGCUGCUCAUUAAGGAUUUUUAAUGAACACAUGGGUUUGAAAAGGCAAAUAUACUAGGUUUAUGACAUAAA
Messenger RNA from Hermetia illucens (black soldier fly), 657 nucleotides. Its product is annotated as pupal cuticle protein G1A-like. The transcript is spliced from 2 exons. Lineage: Eukaryota; Metazoa; Arthropoda; Insecta; Diptera; Stratiomyidae. Bases 159 to 599 code for a protein of 146 amino acids. The record is from RefSeq and is a predicted model, not a curated record.